Messenger RNA from Cyprinus carpio (common carp), 2161 nucleotides. RefSeq names its product TATA box binding protein (Tbp)-associated factor, RNA polymerase I, B (gene taf1b). Gene Ontology annotation, biological process: RNA polymerase I preinitiation complex assembly; nucleolar large rRNA transcription by RNA polymerase I. Gene Ontology annotation, cellular component: RNA polymerase I core factor complex; RNA polymerase transcription factor SL1 complex. Gene Ontology annotation, molecular function: RNA polymerase I core promoter sequence-specific DNA binding. The record is from RefSeq and is a predicted model, not a curated record. The transcript has 15 exons. NCBI's taxonomy places the organism in Eukaryota, Metazoa, Chordata, Actinopteri, Cypriniformes, Cyprinidae. Bases 138 to 1940 code for a protein of 600 amino acids.
UUAUUAUGAAAAGAGUUUUGGAGGCCAUAUUGAAGGAGUGGUUGCCCAUGCUGUUUGAUUAUCGAAAACAAACGCAACUUUAUGCGCGCACGAUUUAUUAUGGAGUAACAAAUCAGUAACUCGUGUUAAUAAAAGUCAUGGACGAACAACUUACUGAUGGAUACAGUGAGCCAUGCGGCCAGUGCGCUGCUGUGGACUGGGGAGUGUCAGACGAGGGACAGUUCUUCUGCAGGAGCUGCCACAAUGUGAUCGAGAAAACGAGGGAGGUGGUGGAUGUGAACACCCUUCAUAGUAAACACAGCAGGAUCUCACAAAUAACAAGACCCAAAAAGAAAAGACAAGAGAAUGAGCGAGAGUGGAUGAUAUGUGAGGGAUUUCAGUUCAUCUUGAAACACCAGGCCAAGGCUUUGGUCAGUCUCGGUGUCUGUAUGAAGUUUGAGACAGAAGUUUUGUGGAAUUUCUGGAAGAGAUACCUGCAGAACACACAGCAAGCUUUCACCAGAAAUCCAGUGUACACUCCAAGAUUUACGGUGUUCAUGAAGUCACAGAGUGAUUUGGAGUCUAACUCUCAAAGUGAGCAGUCUAAUCAUACUGAAGUUGCUUCAGAGAUGUCAGAAGAGAUGUCUGUCUCAGGUUACUCCAGUGAGGCACAGUCAUCAGUAUGUUCAGGGUCUUUAGAUGCUGCUGUGUACCAAAAUAUAAAGGGGACAAAAAUGCACAAUCUUAUGACUAUGCCACGGACACUGGCCCUGUGCUAUCUGGCUCUGCUGUGGGUCCGAGAGGCCGUCACUCUGGCUGACUUACUGAGGAUGGUCUCAGAGAGGCGUGUUCCUUACAUGAACAUUCAUGAGGCAUUUCCAGCGGAGAUGAGACUGUUCGGAAAAGAUGUCCAGUUCUUUAAUGUUCGGUACCUUCCGUCCUACUCGCUGGUUCAUAAAGAAGCUGUGACUCUGGCUCGGAUCUUGCAGUUACCCUCCUUUCCAACAGUUUCUCAGGAUUGCCUUCUCCACCCGUUACCACUCACUCUUCGCUAUCUGUUGGAGGCAAACCUCCCAAAUGAGCUUCAUGUUUGGGUCCACAAGGUUAUGAGACAGGCUGCUAUGGUGGACAGCAAUUUUCUGACCUUUGACCCCAGCAAGGAGAAGCCUCAUCUCUUGCGCUAUGACAUUCAAGCAGUAGCUAUCAUCAUUGUCGCCUUGAAGCUCCUUUUCAAGUUGGAUGAUCAUGUUGAGUGGAAGUUAUCUGAGGAAGCAGCCAAGAAGAAGAAAAAGAAAGUUUUCAAGUUAAAAAGGUGGUUUGAUGUUGUACAACCUGUCUUGGAGCAAGCCAGAAAGAGGGAAGAACGAGAGGAAGCUCAACGGCAAUGGGGAACCACUAAGCCUUUCAUUACAUCUUUGAAACGCAAGAGCUUGGUUCUCAAAAAAAGACGUGUCGCUGAACAUUUGGAGCAGAAAUUUCAGAAGUUUACAGACUCUGCACCAGAAGAGUCGUCUUCCUUAACAAACCAUCAUUCCAGCUUUCACUUCAGCUGGGGAAAGGAGGACGGUUCUGAUGGACCCAGUAUGUAUAAGAAACGUUUGGAAUGUACCUUUAAGAAAGAUGGGUUCAAGUACCUCUGCAACCGAAAAUACUGGCAUCCUGAACUGAGAUUAUGCCCACGCAAGACAUGUGGGGAUCAUUUCUCAGAAAUUGAGCCCAGUUUGCCCAGGAUGUACGUGUGGGUCCUUGAUCUCUUCUCUUUCAUUCUUGGAGUCCGUCAGGCAGAAGUGCACAAAGAGGUCCUCGGCGUUGAACGUCGUUUUUUGAAAAGGAAUCAUCAGCCCAAGAUUCAAUGGACUUUAACUUCCUGCGAAAAGAAGAAAAAAAGGUGCAAAACCGCAACCCAUGUUGUUAGAAAGAAAACCCGUGUUCAUGAAGAGAAUAUCACUGAUGGAGAAUGAAAUCUGCAUAUCAGUUCCCAAGAUCCCUUUUGUUUCCCUGCAUCAACAGCAGCAGAUUUGUUAUUUUGUCAUGUCAGAUUUUCACUUUUGAGCAUUAUUUUCAAUAUUGUCUUGUAGUAUUUUUUAUCUGUUAUGAGACUUGGAAUGAACAGUAUCCGUUUGCCUCAAAAGUAAAAAUUUUUAUGCAUUUUAUAUUUUGAUAAAUAAAUACACCACUUACA